This is a messenger RNA of Brassicogethes aeneus, 2314 nucleotides long. Lineage: Eukaryota; Metazoa; Arthropoda; Insecta; Coleoptera; Nitidulidae. The record is from the annotation of a GenBank genome assembly.
CCGCCAUAUUUUGUGUUGUGAUGCUUAAAAAUUAAAAACCCAAUCUUAUUCACAAUCCACACAUUGUGGUCUUUUUUACAUUUAAGGGAUUGUUAGUUUUGUGAAUCUAGAUUUUGACAAAUAAAGUCGUUUAAAAUGCGUGGGAGAUCCAACCGGCGUUCUAGAAGCAGGGAUCGAAGGCGGUCGAGAAGCCGAGAUCGCGGAAGCUAUGGCAGAGGGGGCGGGGGACGCCGAAACGCAGCUGGGGCAAAUUUACGAAAACCCAGGUGGGACAUGAGCAGAUUGGAGCCAUUCAAAAAAGAUUUCUACGUUCCCCACCCUGGGGUAAUAAACCGUCCACUAUAUGAAAUCGAUGAAUGGCGAAAAAGCAAAGAAAUUACCCUGAAAGGAAAGUCAAUUCCAGAGCCAGUUUUGAACUUCGAGGAGGCUGGUUAUCCUGAUUAUGUAAUGUCAGAGGUUAGGAAGAUGGGGUUCAAAAAUCCGACGCCCAUACAAAGUCAGGGUUGGCCUAUAGCUUUGUCCGGAAGAGAUAUGGUGGGGAUUGCUUCUACUGGAUCGGGAAAGACUUUGUCUUACAUUUUACCGGCGAUAGUGCAUAUAAAUAACCAGUCCAGAUUGCAGAGAGGGGAUGGCCCUAUUGCUUUGGUUUUGGCCCCUACCAGAGAGCUAGCACAACAAAUACAACAGGUAGUCGCAGAUUUCGGCCACAGCUCCAGACUCAGGAACACUUGUGUUUUCGGCGGAGCCCCAAAGGGCCCCCAAGCAAACGACCUCAGCGACGGCGUGGAAAUCAUAAUAGCCACCCCGGGGCGCUUGAUAGAUUUCCUGGAAAGCGGCAGAACAAACUUGCGACGUUGCACUUACCUAGUGUUAGAUGAGGCUGACAGGAUGUUAGACAUGGGUUUCGAGCCGCAAAUCCGCAAAGUUAUCGAACAAAUUCGUCCGGAUCGACAAACUUUGAUGUGGUCGGCAACGUGGCCCAAAGAGGUGCAAGCGUUGGCGCAAGAGUUUUUAAAAGAUUACGUUCAGAUCAACGUAGGAUCUCUGUCGCUCUCGGCGAAUCACAAUAUUUUACAGAUUAUCGACGUUUGCCAAGAAUACGAGAAGGAAACCAAGUUGAGCACCUUGUUAAAAGAGAUUAUGUCUGAGAAAGAAAAUAAGACAAUUAUAUUCAUUGAGACUAAGAAGAGGGUGGAUGAUAUUACGAGGAAAAUGAAAAGGGAUGGAUGGCCAGCUGUUUGCAUCCAUGGUGACAAAUCACAACAGGAUAGAGAUUGGGUUUUACAAGAUUUUAGAUCAGGCAAGGCUCCAAUUUUGGUGGCAACUGACGUUGCCGCAAGAGGUUUAGACGUGGAAGACGUAAAGUUCGUAAUCAAUUUCGAUUACCCGUCGAAUUCGGAGGACUACGUGCACCGGAUCGGUCGCACCGGGCGCUCGCAGCGCACCGGCACCGCGUACACCUUCUUCACGCCGAGCAACCACAACAAAGCCGCCGAUCUGGUGGCCGUACUCAAGGAGGCCAAGCAAGUUAUCAAUCCCAAGUUGCAGGAGAUGGCCGACAGGGGAUGGAGCUCCAACGGAAACUCCGGAAGAGGUCGAAAUCGUUGGGGAAGAAACCGCAACGGCGGCGGCCAGCAGAGCCGAAGAUCAAUUUCGCGAUCUCGUUCACGAUCGCCGCGGCGAAACAACAACGGCAGACGCGACCGCAGCCGAUCGAGGGAGCGCAGCCGCCGCAGGAGGAGCCGCAGCCGCAGCAGGAGCUUGAGCCGCGACCGGGGCCGCGAUCGCGACCGCUCGCCACCGAAGCGUUCAGGCAAGUGCACCACCACCUCGUCGACGGCAGCGCCGCCGCCUCCCGUCAACGCGAUCAUGGCGCCCGUGCAGCAGCAGCACCCGGUGCAGCAGCAGCUGCAGCUGCAACAGGCGCCGCCCCCGCUGCCGCCGCAGCCCAUGCUGCAGUACCAGAGUCUGCCUCCACCUCCACCGCCCACUGCUCCUUACGGGGGGGCCUACCAGUUGCCCAGCGGGGCGAUGUUCUUUAACGCCCCGCCCCCGCCGCCGCCCGCCCAGGGGGUCGCAGGGAUGUACUUCCCAUAUGCUCCACCACCCCCCGCUCCUCGCUAGCCCCAGAUGAUAAUGGUUAUAAAAGUUAUUCAAGGAGAUAGUUUCUUCAACAGAAAUAUUUAAUAAUCUCAUUUCAAAAACUAGGUUAUUUAUUUCUUUUUAUAAGUAAUACUUUUAAGUAUUAACCAAGUGAAAUAUUUUGGUUGUAUUAUUUCAUGUUAAUUGUAAAUAAAUAAAAUAAUUAUAGUAA